This is a messenger RNA of Penicillium paradoxum, 273 nucleotides long. RefSeq lists its product as uncharacterized. The record is from RefSeq and is a predicted model, not a curated record. The coding region runs from base 1 to 273 and encodes 90 amino acids. The transcript has a single exon. Lineage: Eukaryota; Fungi; Ascomycota; Eurotiomycetes; Eurotiales; Aspergillaceae.
AUGGUCAAAGCAGGUUUACAGGAUCCAACACUCGGGUAUAAUGCACGGUCGGGAUGGGAAAUUAUCCGGCGACGGGGGGCCGAGACGGGACGUGGGGGUGUGGAAUGGACCGACAAGCAGGCGAAUAACAGAUGUCGCACAGAUGAAAGGGUCGAAGUUUCUGGAACGAACGGUCUCGCCUGGGAGAAGGAGAAUCGAGGGAGAUGUCAAUUGGAAGAUGUGAUUGGGGAGAGGACGAUGAGUGGGAAGCCUCAGGUGGGACGUGGCAUUUAG